This is a messenger RNA of Enterobius vermicularis (human pinworm), 2025 nucleotides long. The record is from the annotation of a GenBank genome assembly. NCBI's taxonomy places the organism in Eukaryota, Metazoa, Nematoda, Chromadorea, Rhabditida, Oxyuridae.
AUGAAGGUAACAAGAAACUUUUCGGACUUGGUUACCGAUUUAGACCGUAUUUCAUCGUCGACCAACUAUUCAGUGGCAUCAAAAAGUGGUAACAGCUAUAAGAAGCCGACAGAAUCAACAACGGAAAGAUUGACUAAUAACAAUGGUUCUGCUUCCCUGCCGUCUGGUUCGUUACAAAAACCAACCAGUUUAUAUGAGCCGUACUGGAGAGAUCCAUCUUUUUAUAAACGGCGCUACGGAAGUGAUGGGAUUUCAAUGAAUUCCGAAGAAGAAGCUAAGGAUCAACUAGUUAGACACACUACAUAUGCGCUUGUUAAAAGCCGAAAAGUGGAUGGAGGAGGAAAAAAUACUGACGGCAGUCUUGAGUCAAUUUGUGAAGGCUCUUCAAAUGCAGAAGAGUUUGGUUCACAAACCAUUUCUGACCCUCUUGCUCCACAGAUGCUUCGUGGUUUAUCGCCGGACUGCGAAGUAACAGGACGUAAAGUAUCUUUCAGUACAGCGCCUAUUAAGGUAUAUUCUACGCAUAGCGUCGCUGAUUACGAUCGACGCAAUGACGACAUUGAUCCUGUUGCAUCAUGCGCUGAAUAUGAAUUGGAAAGGAGGCUUGAUAAAAUGGAAAUUUUUGAUGUAAAAUUAGAGAAAGGAGUUGAAGGACUCGGGGUGUCGAUUAUCGGAAUGGGAGUCGGAGCAGAUUCAGGACUCGAAAAGUUGGGUAUUUUUGUUAAAAGUAUUACCUCUGGUGGUGCCGUUGAUCGUAACGGUAAAAUCCGAGUUUGCGAUCAAAUUGUCAGUGUGGAUGGUGUAAGCCUGGUCGGUGUUAGUCAAAUAUUUGCAGCUGAAACCCUUCGAGCAACCGGCAAUGAGGUUACGUUUACGAUUGGUCGUGAAACUAACUUAGAGGAUAGUGAAGUUGCACAGCUAAUCAGGCAGUCUCUGGAAGCUGAUAGAGCUCGAGAAGUUGCUCAUUUAGAAGAUGAUGUCGACUCAGACGAAGGUGAAGAUCCAUCGGUUGCUGCCCUGGCCAGUAAACAGGAGCAACAGAUUCGACUAAUAUCUUCUCAGGAGCGUAUAGCUGUUUUGGAAAUGGAAUUGAAUGAUUCACAAAAGAAAGCUGAUCAAAUGAAUCAAAUUCUUGAAAGUUCUCGAAGUCAUUAUGCCAUGCUUGAGAAUAAAUAUGAGCAUGCAAAUCAGUUGUUGCGAACCUAUCAAGAGAGAGAAAAAGAGCUGCUGGAACGAGAAGAGGCUCAUGUUGAUCAGUUACGGCAAAAAGAUGCUCACUAUAGUACACUGGUUGCUCAACUAAAGGAAAGAAUUGUUGAAUUGGAGAAAAAAAUUGAAGAAAUGGCUGCAAAACGACAAAGUGUAGUAGAAGGUGAAACAAAUGAACCAAAAGAACAGGUAGCAAACAACGAUGUAAGUCCAGCACUUGCUUACAAACCCACUUGUCCACUGGAUCAUUCGGCAGCAAAAGCUAAAGUGCUUGUUGUUAAAGCCAGUCAGACAACACGAAUGCCUCCCAGUAUGGGUCGUCGUGCAAAUACCGAAAGCGGUUGUGAGAGUUGUGCUGAUGAAACUUCUUGCGAUGGUAACAGAUCGUCAAGAGACAGUCCUAUACCAAGGAUAUCUGAACCAGCAAGUCCAAUAUUACCAUCCAAAUUUAGCCAUCGGAGAUUGCUGUUUCCACUCCGUAGACGAUGUAUUGCAACUGAACACGAAUUUUGGAGAGAUUCGUUCGAUUCGUUCCAGGGUUUACAAGUGGUACAUUGGACAUGCGAUGAUGUUUGUCAAUUGCUCAUACAAAUGGGUCUUGAUAAAUAUAUACCGGAAUUUACAGUCAAUCAAGUUACUGGCACAAAAUUUUUAGAUCUUGAUACUGCCAAAUUAAAGGCAAUGGGUAUUCAAAAUCAUUCGGAUCGUUCCGUGAUCAAGAAGAAAAUCAAGGCAAUUAAAGGAAAAAUUGAAAGAGAAAGAAAAGCAUUGGAGAAACAAAGUCGUCAACGGAUUGUCGCCACAACAAUUCCAUGA